Pararge aegeria (speckled wood butterfly) is the source of this 1057-nucleotide messenger RNA. RefSeq names its product pancreatic lipase-related protein 2-like. The record is from RefSeq and is a predicted model, not a curated record. The transcript has 9 exons. Gene Ontology annotation, molecular function: lipase activity. NCBI's taxonomy places the organism in Eukaryota, Metazoa, Arthropoda, Insecta, Lepidoptera, Nymphalidae. The coding region runs from base 59 to 994 and encodes 311 amino acids. Gene Ontology annotation, biological process: lipid metabolic process.
UUUUGAUUUAGCUCGUUUUUUUUUUAAAUUUGUAAGAUAAUAUACCUAAAUAGUGACAAUGCAAGCAGCGACGGUACCACUGGCCUGUUUCCUUUCGCUAAUACGGCCGCCCGGGGUCCAGUUCGAGAACGCCCUGCUACAAAUAGCGCCGAUCAACAAAGGGAAAUGCCCCUUCGUCAGGGACAACCAUGAUGUCGUCUUCCAGUUGUACACAAGACACAAUCCGUCAGUGGCGCACAGUUUGCUGAUAGACGACGACGAGAGGCUGUUCGCGUCGAGCAUGGACUUCCACGACCCCACCGUCAUAUACUUCCACGCCUUCAUGGAGACGCCCGACGACGGCAGCGCGCUCAUCGUCAGAGAGGCGUAUACGCACCGGGGGGACACAAACGUGAUAGUGGUGGACGCCCAGCGCCUGGAGGCCGGGCCGUGGUACUUCAAGGCGGCCGAGAACACGUGGUACAUUGGGAGGAUCGCCGCGCAGUUCAUAGACUACUUGGUUUCCAGAGGUCUGAAACUGUCAAAGACGCAUCUGGUGGGCCACAGCCUGGGCGCCCAGGCAGCGGGGGUCGCCGGUGGAUCGAUACAAUCAGGUCUCGUCUCUCGGAUAACGGGCUUGGACCCGGCCUUGCCCCUGUUCGACAAGCUGUCUCUGUCGCAGCGCCUUGACCCGUCCGACGCAGAGUUUGUCGACGCCAUUCACACGGACGCUGGGAUAUUCGGUUUCAAGCAGCAAGUGGGCCACGUGGACUUCUAUCCCAACGGUGGGAUCAGCCCCCAGCCGGGCUGCGAGCUGGAGGUGGUCAUACCCCAGCAGCUGGUGCUCAACAAAUUUUUCUGCAGCCACUGGCGCUCCUACAUGUACUACAGCGAGUCGGUGCUGCACCCCAAGUCGUUCGUCGCGUCGCGUUGCCCCUCGUUUAAGGAGUACGCGCGAGGGUUCUGCGCAAGGGGGCCCACCACCCACAUGGGCUUCGGAGUCGAUCGAGAGUAAUACAGCCAUUAAACUGAAAAGCUUUUUAGUGUUUUAUCUGCAAGACAAUACUUCGAACACUUC